AUGGUCUUGACGCGGAUGGCAGUGCCAAAUUUGUUUCUACUCAUCUUGCGGCUUGUCGCCUCGAAGGAUUUCAUCUUUCACCAUGCUGCACAUUCGGGAUGGAGGUACGAAAACGUCUCAUUCGAAACGACGGCGCCGACUCUCGGAAUCUGCGGGAUAAAAUGCGUGACGCAGACGCCUCCCUGCUAUGCCUUCAAUUAUCGGGAAUCCGAUGGAUCAUGCCAAGUCGUCCUCAACGGGGAAAGCGGCCUCGUGGAAGCCGACGGAUAUAUCUCCUUCGCACAGUGGCUGUGCCUAACGGAGCAUCCGACGAUUCCAAACACGAAGGUGUCCUUCGAGGGCUGGAGGGGAGAAUAUCCAGCCCCGAAGGGGGCGAUGGUCACUCUCCUAUGCGAUGAUCCCAAGGGAUUCUCCGACGGCUCGCCUCAUCACACGUCUCGUUGCUCCUCCGUGACCCCACAUGCUUGGGAAAGCUCUUUCCAGGUGGAUGCCGUCGAGUGUAAGGAAAAUCCAAACACUGUAUACUUUCUGGGAUUGCGCGCAACGUGCCUCUAUUGGAAAUUCACAGGUGAGAAGCAAUACAUCUACCCAGAAUGUCGCUUGACGGAGAAAGGAAGAGAAUACAUCGGGACAGAAAGGCAGACGGAAUCGGGAAAGACGUGCCUGAGAUGGGACACCCAGCCCUAUGGAAAACCAGACGACUUCCUCGCCACCGUCGAGUACGACGACCACUUCCUGAACCGGGAUGCUUGGUCCCAGCAGAACUACUGCCGGAACCCGUCGUGGAAGGCGAGACCCUGGUGCUUCGUCGACGACACACAAGUUCAAUGGGAAUUCUGCAAUAUCUCCAUGUGCACGGUUAGAGAUCCUCCUGAAUUCAAGAUGACUCAAGAGGGGGGCGAAUACAUCGGGAGAAAGAACGUGACUAUUUCAGGCCUUCCGUGCCAGCCAUGGAACACCUCGAAGCCCUAUCCGGCGAGCGACGAAGUUGCAUCCCAUCUCCCAGGGUUCCCAGAUGCUGAAGACAUCGACGAGGAUCACAACUUCUGUCGCAACCCGAAUGGAGAUGCUGCUCCUUGGUGUUACAGCGAGAAGCUGGAUGAUCCCGGUACGGAAUUCUGCGAUAUUCCGUUCAAGGAAGCCCAAAUCGAAGAAGGAGCAGAAGGGAAUACUUUCGGAAAAGGGAAAGGAAUUCAUUGGGACAAAGUGGAUGAUCCCGGUACGGAAUUCUGCGAUAUUCCGUUCAAGGAAGUGCAAAUCGAAGAAGGAGCAGAAGGGAAUGUGUACCCUGAAUGUAGACUUUCGGAAAAGGGAAAGGAAUUCAUUGGGACAAAGAGCGAGACCGAGACGGGGAAGCCCUGUCUCGUUUGGUCGGAGCAGAAAGAAAGAACUCCUUGGGAUUUCUCCUGGAGUGGUAAGGAAUAUUAUCAUUUGAAUUUCUUGGGCGGAGAUCCAGCGACCCAUGAGAAUUUCUGUCGGAACCCGGGGAUAUACCGAGAAAGACCGUGGUGCUUCGUCUCAGACGCUGAUAUCAAAUGGGAGUACUGCGACAUCCCCAUAUGCCAUGACCCGAAACCACUGGAAUGUAAGCUGACAGAAAAAGGAGGAGAAUACGUGGGAAAGAAGAAUGUGACCCUGUCGGGGUUCCCGUGUUGGCCUUGGCUUUCUGGAGCCGUAUUUUCCUUUGAUUUCAGAGACAAAUUAUCGGCAUUCUCAGAUGAAGUGGAUGGGAAUCACAACUACUGUCGCAAUCCUGAGCCCGGUCGCCGAAAUCAUGGUCCGUACUGCUAUUUUUUUUCUGGCAGCACCAUGACUUGGGAGUAUUGUGACGUUCCCUUCUGUCCCGGAAGAGACGGAGAACAAUGCAACAUUCGAGUCUAUGGGAAGUGCAUCAGUCCAGCCGAAUGCAAGACCACCCAAAGCAGUGAGGAUUACACGGGAACGAAGCAGACGACGAAAUCUGGGCUCCCCUGUCAGCCAUGGCUGAGGAAUUCCCCAAACGAUCUCGUGCCACUCCACUCUUUGAAGAAAUGGAAAUUUCCGGACGAAUUGCACCCCUCUCACAACUUCUGCCGAAACCCAGAUGCAGACGCAGGAGGUCCGUGGUGUUACAACGGCGCAGGAACUGACCCGCGUUGGGAACAUUGCGAUGUUCCAUCGUGUUGA
Molecule: messenger RNA, 2166 nt
Organism: Darwinula stevensoni
Lineage: Eukaryota; Metazoa; Arthropoda; Ostracoda; Podocopida; Darwinulidae
Source: the annotation of a GenBank genome assembly